AUGGGCAUUACAAAAGAAACUAAAAUUAACAUGUCUGGGCAGUUGUAUUCAUUUACCGACGAGUUGACGCCGCAGGAUCAACAAUUUUUUGAGUUAGUGAAAAGUUGCAACUUACCAGCAAUCGAAGAGUAUUUAAAAACUAAUAGUGUAAAUAUCAAUAUGAAGUUCCAGGGAGACACGCCGUUGCAUUUGGCUAUACAGAACCAAUGUGAACCUCUAGUCGAUUUAAUUCUUCAACAAAAAGACGUGAAAAUCGGCGAUACGACGCUGUUGGCGAUCACGUACGAUAACCUCAAGUUGCUGGACCGCCUGCUGGAAUUCGAGGAGACCAACGGCAGAGGCAAAAAAAGCCGGGGCAAGGUCAGUGGUGGCUGGAAAAGGAUAGCGUCGGGUACCGGCGGAAACGAUGCAGCGGACGACGACGACGAUUCGGAGGAGUUCCCGCGGUUCAUGACGCCACUGCUGUUGGCCACGCAAUGCGGCCUGUACGAGACGGUCGAGUACUUGCUGAACCGCGGCCACACGCUGGACAGGCCGCACACGCCGCGGUGCACGUGCGACGAACGGUGCGCGGCCGCGGCCGUGCGCGGCGAAGUGGUCACCGACGGUUGUGAGCGGUUGAACGCGUACUGGGCCAUCAGCAACCCAACGUUCAUAUGCACCACGUCCACCAGAUCCGACCCGGUGCUCAGAUGUUUCCAGUUGCACGACGAGCUGUUGCAGUGCGGAUCCGAAGAACAGGUGUACAAGGCGGCGUACACGUCUAUGGCCGAACAGGUAAAACAGUUUGCGGUGGAUAUGAUAGUGAACUGUAGGACAUCAGACGAAGUAAAAAUCAUGUUGCGAAAUCGGGACGGAUGCAAAUUCAGAGGACAGUUUCCGUACCCGAGGCUGAUCACAGCAAUGGACCACAAGCAAAAAAAGUUCGUGGCGCACACCAACAUUCAACAGGUGUUGGAGACGGCUUGGCUGGGUGAUUGGAUCGAGUGGAAGUCGUAUUCGGUGCUAAGGAAGUUAGCAUACAUGUUGUGGAGGUUCUGCAUGCUGCCAGUUAUGGCAAUCUUGGGCAUGUUUGCGCCCGACUCGAAACUGAACCGGACCAACCGGUUGCCGAUCAACCGGAUGUUCAACAGUCUAGUCGCAUACUUGGUGUUUCUGGUUCUGCUGUUCGUUCACUCGAACACCGACAAGUUCUUGGCGCCCAGAGGUGCGCCGAGGUUCCACACGUGGUCACCGAUCGUCGUGUUCGUGCUCGGUCACGCGGUCGAGAAGACCAAGCUGCGGCUCCAGCAGGGUCCCGAACGGUUUUUCAGGAAUCUGUGGAACGUGUUUGACACGGUCAAGCUUACGCUGUUUACGGUUGCGUUCCUGUGCUGGGCGCUGGCCGGCGCUCAGGCCGGCUGGGUGUCCGACGACCUGGACCGCAAGUACUGGCACUGGGCCGAUCCACAGCUGGUGGCCGAGGCCCUGUUCGCCGUGGCCACCGUCAUGGCGUAUAUGCGGCUACUGUUCCUGUGCCAGCUCAACUACGACAUCGGGCCCAUGCAGGUGUCCCUGGGCAAAGUGCUGUAUGACUUCGCCAAGUUCGCCACGUUCCUAGUCAUCAUUAUGGCGGCGUUCACGUGCGGCCUGGGCACGUACUACGCCUACUACACGGGAAUGGUGUACAAGAAUCCGGAAACGGGCGAGACGGCCCGACAAGAGGAUUCGUUCGUCACCGUUGCCGACACGUUCAAGACACUGUUCUGGGGCAUAUUCUGCAUGACGUCGUUGGACGCACCCAACGUGGUGGUCGGAAACACGGUGGCGGCCACCGGUGGCGUCGACGCGGCCACGGAGCCGCAUCAUUUUACCCAGCUGAUCGGUUACGGUCUGUUCGCCGUGUUCGAGGUGCUCAUGGUCGUCGUCAUGAUGAACAUGCUGGUCGCCGCCAUGUCGGACACGUUCCAGCGGGUAGCCGACAAUGCCGAGUAUGAGUGGCUGUUCGGCCGGACCCAGGUGUACGUCAGCUAUAUGUUGCUGGACGACAUGCCGCCGCCGUUCAAUCUGUUGCCCACCGCCGACUGGCUGGUCGGUGUCAGGCGGUUCAUGUCCAAGUCCGAUGGCUACGACCGCUUGUCGCUAAACGGGGGGAGGGGUGGCUACGACGGUGAUGGCCGUCAGUCAAAGCAAGACGUUACCGAGUUCCGAGAGCUCAUGACCGAAAUCAUCAAGCGGUAUUUCAUGCACAGAACACACGUUGACUGA
Molecule: messenger RNA, 2247 nt
Organism: Melanaphis sacchari
Lineage: Eukaryota; Metazoa; Arthropoda; Insecta; Hemiptera; Aphididae
Product: short transient receptor potential channel 6-like
Exons: 4
Coding region: 1-2247 (748 amino acids)
Biological process (GO): calcium ion transmembrane transport; manganese ion transport; regulation of cytosolic calcium ion concentration
Cellular component (GO): membrane; cation channel complex
Molecular function (GO): store-operated calcium channel activity; protein binding; inositol 1,4,5 trisphosphate binding
Source: RefSeq, a predicted model, not a curated record